Messenger RNA from Cryptosporidium muris RN66, 660 nucleotides. RefSeq lists its product as uncharacterized. Gene Ontology annotation, biological process: vesicle-mediated transport; protein secretion. Gene Ontology annotation, cellular component: Golgi membrane. The record is from RefSeq and is a predicted model, not a curated record. Bases 1 to 660 code for a protein of 219 amino acids. Lineage: Eukaryota; Apicomplexa; Conoidasida; Eucoccidiorida; Cryptosporidiidae. The transcript has a single exon.
AUGGAUCUAGAAUUUAUGGUUCCAAAUCAAAGUGAUAUCAGUCACUCUGAAUUAAAACCUGUAACUAGUAGAAAUGCUAUGAUGAAAGAAGAUUUACCAAUAUCAAUGCUCAUAAAUAUAACAAAUACACCUGGUAAUCCAUUUAUAUGCCUACUUCACAUUACAUUCAAAAUUUUGGCAUUAUUUACAUUCUUAUUUGGUCCCAUUAUAUUUAGAAUACUUACAAAUGAUGAAUUUAUCAUUUGUUUUUUUAGUACAAUAAUACUUUUGUCUCUUGAUUUUUGGAUAGUAAAAAAUGUUACAGGUAGGAUACUAGUUGGUAUGCGUUGGUGGUAUGAAGUUUCAAGUACUGGAGAAACAAUAUGGAUGUUUCAAAGUAUACAAAAUAAUCAGGUAUCUAAUAGUAUAACUAAUUUUGAUAAGACUGUUUUCUGGACUGGACUUUAUUUAUGGCCUAUACUAUGGUUAUUUAUAUUUAUUAUUGAACUAUUAAGAUUCCAAUUUGAGUGGUUGACUUUAUCUAUAACUGCUAUUGCCUUAGGAUGUUCCAAUAUUAUUGGAUUCUUAAAGUGCCUUGUACAUAAUAAUACUUCUAAGAAUGAUUGGAUAACUAAACUAACUUUUAAAACUCUUACAAGCAAUAUAAACAAUAUUGUUUAG